Molecule: messenger RNA, 1275 nt
Organism: Sclerotinia borealis F-4128
Lineage: Eukaryota; Fungi; Ascomycota; Leotiomycetes; Helotiales; Sclerotiniaceae
Source: the annotation of a GenBank genome assembly
AUGGCGACAGUUGUACUUGGUGCCCAAUGGGGUGACGAGGGAAAGGGGAAACUGGUCGAUGUUCUCUGCAACGACGAACUGAGAUUGUGCUGCCGUGCACAGGGCGGAAACAAUGCAGGGCAUACAAUCGUAGCGAAUGGAGUGACAUACGACUUUCACAUUUUACCUAGCGGUCUCCUCAAUCCAGAAUGCCAGAAUCUUAUUGGAAGUGGAUGUGUGGUCCACAUUCCGGGCCUUCUCAACGAGCUUGCCGCCAUCGAGGACAAAAUCCCGAACGCCAGGAAGAGACUGUUGAUCAGUGACAGAUGCCAUGUCGUCCUUGACCUCCAUCAGAAGUUAGAUGGACUCGAAGAGGCUGAACUUGGUGGUGGUAAAAUCGGUACUACCGGCAAAGGAAUUGGUCCUUGUUACUCUACAAAGAUGGCCAGAAGUGGUGUCAGAGUUGCUGAUAUCUUCCGGGAGAGCUUAUUUGAAGAGAAGGUUCGAAACAUGGCCGCGGGUGCCAAGAAGAGAUUUGGAGACUUAUUGCAGUACGACGUCGAGGAAGAGCUUAUUAGAUUUAAGACCUACAGAGCUGAAUUGGCUGAUAUGGUUGUUGACCAACUACCUCUGCUUGUCGAUGCCCAGAAAAACAACGCCCACAUGUUAAUUGAGGGCGCGAAUGCUAUCAUGUUGGACAUCGAUGCUGGUACAUAUCCUUUCGUGACAAGCUCAAACACAGGCCUCGGUGGUAUCUUCACUGGUCUCAGUGGCUUAAACCCAACCAAAGUCAAGAACAUUUACGGAGUGGUCAAAGCCUAUACUACACGUGUUGGUGGUGGUCCAUUCCCAACAGAAGAUUUAGGAGAGGCUGGUACCACUUUACAAGAAGUUGGUAGAGAAUUUGGUGUCACGACAGGUCGUCGGAGAAGAUGUGGAUGGCUGGAUCUAGUUGUUGUCAAGUACUCGACGGCUAUUAACAGUUACACUGCCAUCAACCUCACAAAGCUCGACAUUCUUGAUUCGUUCUCCGAAAUCAAGGUCGCAGUCGCAUAUCUUGAUCCCGCUACUGGCGAGAGAUUAGAUUCAUUCCCUGCCGACCUCGAAAGACUGGAGACACUCGAGCCAGAGUACGUUACACUACCAGGUUGGAACAAGCCAACCACUGGUUGUCGCACCUACUACGAUCUUCCACCUGCAUGUCGCAAAUACUGCGAGUUUAUUGAGAAGGAAGUCGGCGUUCCAAUCAAGUUCAUUGGCGUUGGCCCAUCGAGAGAUGACAUGAUCACGAAAUAG